CUCAAGGCCACUACUAUUAAUAUCCAUCCCUCUUUGCUAAGAGACCAAACGACACCGCUUCGAAGCCAUUCUCUCUCUUUCUCUGAAAACCCUAAUUUCCAUUCUCAGAUAUUCACAAAUGGGGAAGACUAGUUCACUAUCGGAACAGUCGACCCAUGCGGAUCGCAAAUUUGAGAAGAAACUCCAGUUCUAUGCUAAGGUUAGAGAUACGGUUGCUUCAUUAGGUGCCCAAAAGGCUAUCGGCAAGAAGAAAAAAGUCAGAAGCCGAAAAAAGAAAUUGAAAGCAUAUGAUCUUACAACUCUCUCUGAGUUCCUUCCUGACUUGAAGGCUCCAAUGCAACCGGCUCCAACUGAGUUUAAACUGAAUAGCAAAUCCAGGCAGAAUCUAGUACUGAAGGAAGCAAAUCAGUUAAAGACAGUUCUUGACCAUCCUGCCUUCCAAUCGGACCCAUUGGCUGCCAUUCAUCAACACUUGCAGAGCACUCAACCUGUUACCGACGUGACACCAGGAAGAAAGAAUGUCAAAAGUGAGAGGAAGAAGAAGGCGAAGAAGAAAAAGCCUAAAAUUUCAGCUGGGCCUCAAUCUAUGGAGAUCUGAUUUUGUUUGUGGCUUUCAUUAACCAUGCUGGUCCAUGGAUGAUCCUCAACCAUUUCAUUACUCGAUUUUGAAUAUGUUUCUGCCCCAUAUCUUGACAUCAAGGAUGCCUUGAUAGUAGAUAAUCAGUAUGCCCCAACUUUUGGAGUUUUUUUUUUGGGUGGUUUAUUCAAUGCAUCAAAAACAUAUAGGCUGUUUUUGGGAAGUUCUCAAAGCUAUACAAAUUUGGGAAGUCCUCAAAGCUGUACAAGUCAGAUAUUUGAACCCGGGGUUAGCAUCUUAAGAGUACGAAUGUGAUGUAAGGUGGCCAUUAUGGAUCGUGGUUAAUGUAAGAAGGAUCAUGCUAAUAGAAUGUUUGCCUUCUUAGCUA
Messenger RNA from Camellia sinensis, 965 nucleotides. Its product is annotated as ribosome biogenesis protein. Lineage: Eukaryota; Viridiplantae; Streptophyta; Magnoliopsida; Ericales; Theaceae. Gene Ontology annotation, cellular component: 90S preribosome; nucleolus; preribosome, small subunit precursor. Gene Ontology annotation, biological process: maturation of SSU-rRNA from tricistronic rRNA transcript (SSU-rRNA, 5.8S rRNA, LSU-rRNA). The record is from RefSeq and is a predicted model, not a curated record.